UACGUCAUCCACACGCGACUCCGGUCGGCCAGCAACAGAAGUUUUUGUUCAAACUGCAGCUUGAAGAUGGAGCCGCUCAUUCAGAGAUAGUGUUGAUAUAUAUUUAUAUAUUUAUAUUUAUAUAUAUAUAUAAAUAUAUCCACCGCAGGCAGUGAGCAUAAGGUAGUAUUUAAGGUAGUAUUUAAGGUAGUAUUUAAGGUAGUCAGGCUGUACCACGUGGUUACAUUCAUGUUUGUGUUUUUACUUUGAGACAGUUUGACUGAAGACAUGUCCAGCAGAGGAGUCCCUCUCAGAUGGCUGGAUUACUCGGCUGUUGGGAAAAGACUGGAGGGGACGCGCUUCAUUGCCUUCAAGGUUCCUCUGAAACAGUCUCUGAGCCGUCAGCUUCCUCGUUCCCAUGUGUUCAGUCUGUGGGAGCUUCUGGACGCUUUGAACAAAGAGAAGCAGGAGCUCGGUCUGAUCAUCGACCUGACGUUCACCAAGCGCUACUACAGUCUUCAGGACGUCCCAGAGUCUCUGCUGUUUGUGAAGAUCUUCACAGCCGGUCACGAGGUUCCAAACGACGACGCCAUCCUGAGCUUCAAACGGGCCGUACGGCGUUUUCUACGAGACAACGCAGAGAACGACAAGCUGAUUGGAGUCCACUGUACCCACGGCCUGAACCGUACUGGAUAUCUGAUCUGCAGGUACCUGAUAGAUGUGGAUGGGAUGGAUCCUAAAGCAGCAGUAGACUUGUUUAACUCCUCUCGAGGACAUGAUGUAGAAAGACGGAACUAUCUGGACGACCUACAGAGUGGACCGAAGAGGAGUAAUGAGGGGAUGGAGGAGGCGGAGCAGGAGCCAAUGAGAGGUCUCGCUUCACAGCGGCCCAGGUUCACCCCGUCAGACUCCGACAGCAGAGAGGAGAGACGCUCACACCUCAAAGACUCUCGGAACCACAGCAGACCUUUCCCUCCACGAGGAACCAACCAGCGCUCACACCACCACCAUCAACAGGACGGCCUCCUUCAUAGUCCACCUAGAGGAGACCCUCUCCACCCUUAUCAAUGGAUGCCCCCUCAUGCUGACAGUCAGUGGAGAAGACCCCCCCGCUCAGAGGACAGCAGGUCCAGAUAUGCUCCUCCAGAGGACAGCAGGUCCAGAUAUGCUCCUCCAGAGGACAGCAGGUCCAGAUAUGCUCCUCCAGAGGACAGCAGGUCCAGAUAUGCUCCUCCAGAGGACAGCAGGUCCAGAUAUGCUCCUCCAGAGGACAGCAGGUCCAGAUAUGCUCCUCCAGAGGACAGCAGGUCCAGAUAUGCUCCUCCAGAGGACAGCAGGUUCAGAUAUGCUCCUCCAGAGGACAGCAGGUCCAGAUAUGCUCCUCCAGAGGACAGCAGGUUCAGAUAUGCUCCUCCAGAGGACAGCAGGUCCAGAUAUGCUCCUCCAGAGGACAGCAGGUCCAGAUAUGCUCCUCCAGAGGACAGCAGGUCCAGAUAUGCUCCUCCAGAGGACAGCAGGUCCAGAUAUGCUCCUCCAGAGGACAGAAGGAGAGGUCCUCCUCCUCUCCCUCGUUACUCUGCACGCUGGACUAAGGAGUCCAUCGGUUGAGAUGGACAACAGCAACUUGAUUCAGAUCAGAAGAGACGUCUUUGUGGGUUUAUUGAUAAAUGAUCGGCUCUGAUUAGUCUUCAAGAGGUCGAGGUUCACAUGUUUUAAUCUCUGACCUGAAACAACUCUGACUCUACAGGUUUCCUUCCUCCUGCUUCAGCAGACUGAUAGAAACUAAAGACAUGAGGUUUGUCUGUUCGCUCUCUACGUCAUUGGUCAUACUUUCAAUAUUUUCCUCCAGUUAUGAGUGCACAGGUUUAUCACCUCUGUGAAGGCAUGAAUGACUGUUAUUUUUGUUAUCUUUUUAUUAAUUGAUUAGUUGCUUGUUCUAUAAAAUGUCUUGUAUAUGAAAGGUAUUAAAGUUUGAACAA
This is a messenger RNA of Anoplopoma fimbria (sablefish), 1958 nucleotides long. It is a transcript of the gene dusp11, whose product is annotated as dual specificity phosphatase 11 (RNA/RNP complex 1-interacting). Bases 268 to 1587 code for a protein of 439 amino acids. The transcript has 9 exons. Gene Ontology annotation, molecular function: protein tyrosine/serine/threonine phosphatase activity; polynucleotide 5'-phosphatase activity. NCBI's taxonomy places the organism in Eukaryota, Metazoa, Chordata, Actinopteri, Perciformes, Anoplopomatidae. The record is from RefSeq and is a predicted model, not a curated record. Gene Ontology annotation, biological process: protein dephosphorylation.